This is a messenger RNA of Nannospalax galili (Upper Galilee mountains blind mole rat), 1062 nucleotides long. It is a transcript of the gene Nudt22, whose product is annotated as nudix hydrolase 22. The coding region runs from base 109 to 975 and encodes 288 amino acids. The transcript is spliced from 6 exons. Gene Ontology annotation, molecular function: GDP-mannose hydrolase activity. The record is from RefSeq and is a predicted model, not a curated record. NCBI's taxonomy places the organism in Eukaryota, Metazoa, Chordata, Mammalia, Rodentia, Spalacidae.
CUGGCGGGUGAAUUCCCAGUGCCGGCUGAGGUUGGAGCUUCUAGACCCUGGGAGGGGACCUGGUACAUCCAGAUUGGAGGCACACUCCUGGAGCUGCCCUGUCAGACCAUGGACCCCGAGGUAUCUCUGCUGCUACUGUGCCCUCCUGGGGGACUGCCCCAGGAGCAGGUAGGUGUGGAGCUGAGCCCUGCCCAUGACCGCCGUCCACUGCCUGGAGGGGACAAUACCAUCACUGCCAUCUGGGAGACCCGGCUACAAGCCCAACCCUGGAUUUUUGAUGCACCCAAGUUCCGCCUUCAUUCAGCCACACUGGCAUCCAGCUCCACCCAGCCACAGCUGGUCCUGCGUCUGGGUCUGACUUCCUACCGGGACUUCCUGGGCACCAACUGGUCCAGCUCAGCCUCUUGGCUGCGACAGCAGGGAGCUGCAGACUGGGGAGACAAGCAAGCCUAUCUGGCAGACCCACUGGGGGUGGGUGCUGCAUUGAUCACGGCUGAUGACUUCCUUGUCUUCCUGCGCCGUUCUCAACAGGUGGCUGAGGCACCUGGGCUGGUGGACGUGCCUGGUGGGCAUCCUGAGCCUCAGGCCCUGUGCUCCAGCGGCAGCCCCCAGCACAAGGACCUCCCUGGGGAACUGGUGGUACGUGAACUCUUCUCCAGUGUCCUACAGGAGAUCUGUGAUGAGGUGAACCUGCCACGGCUCACCUUGAGCCAGCCACUGCUGUUGGGCAUCGCCUGCAAUGAGACCAGUGCGGGCAGAGCCAGCGCAGAGUUCUAUGUCCAGUGCAGCCUGACUUCUGAGGAGGUCAGGAGCCAUUACCUAAGUGGGGGACCUGAGGCCCAUGAGUCUACAGGCAUCAUCUUUGUGGAGACAGAGAGGGUGCAGAGACUGCAGGAGACCGAGAUGUGGGCCCAGCUCUGCCCUUCAGCCAAAGGUGCCAUCCUCCUCUACAAUCGCCAUCCUCCUCUUCAGUAGGGUGCUGGGGAAGUCCCACCUGCGUCACCCUAGCGUCUCAGCCCUAUCACUAUAGCUCUGAAGACAAUAAAGGACUUUAUUCUUGGA